This is a messenger RNA of Exaiptasia diaphana, 1473 nucleotides long. Its product is annotated as aquaporin. The transcript has 5 exons. Bases 263 to 1033 code for a protein of 256 amino acids. NCBI's taxonomy places the organism in Eukaryota, Metazoa, Cnidaria, Anthozoa, Actiniaria, Aiptasiidae. The record is from RefSeq and is a predicted model, not a curated record. Gene Ontology annotation, biological process: transmembrane transport. Gene Ontology annotation, cellular component: plasma membrane. Gene Ontology annotation, molecular function: water channel activity.
UCGCCUUAAAAACCAAUAAGUCGUCUUAAAAAUGCAUAAUCUCUUUCCCCCUCACCGAAAUCUAUCCUGCAUGGCAGGUUUGGUUAGCGCCAUUAUGCGAGUCACGCAACGUAACCAAAUGAGCAAGGAGUAUUUUUGCACAGCGGUGAACACUCGGCAAUUAUUUACAAUCGAGGAUGAAUGGAAGCCAUGAAUAUUAAUUUACGACUCAAAAACGAUCUUAACACAAUCGGAUUUCCAUCUGUUACACAGAGGACAAGACAUGAAACUAGAGAGAAUCUGCACAAGGCGACUAUGGACUGAAGUAUUUGCAGAGUUUCUCAUCACAACUCUGUUUAUCUCAUUUGUGUGUGGAUGYUCGUUAGCAUGGAAUCCUCCCUCGUCUGUGAUGCACAUGGCUAUAAGUUCAGGUUUAGGAGUYGCUACRUUUGCCUUUACCAUGUGGGAUGUGUCAUCUGGUCUUUUCAAUCCAGCUUUGACUAUUGGAUUUCUGGUUGGAGGGAAGAAGACUUUUGUGCAGACGUUACUUUAUAUUGUGGCCCAAUUAGCAGGAAGUGUCUGUGGGGCUGCAAUGGUUUAUGGGGUAGCACCAAACAAAGCCAUUACAGAUUCCAAUCUGGCAGUCAACCUUCGUAACCCGGAUGUUAAUAUCUGGCAGGCGUUUGGUGUUGAAAUUUGGAUUACUUUCAUUCUGGUGCUGGUGGUUUUUUCUGUGGGAGACCCCGAGAGGAAAUUAUCAGGAUACGGACCACCGCUGGCCAUAGGAUUCUACGUCUUUGUCGGGAUCAAUUUUUCGAUACCGUUAUCAGGGGGAGGGAUGAAUCCAGCACGAUCAUUUGGACCAGCGGUUAUCAUGAAUUCUUGGCAAGAUCACUGGAUCUACUGGGCUGGACCAAUCAUUGGAGCUGUAGCAGCAGCAGUAUUGUACAGAUAUGUUUUCUCCCAAAAGAUUUUACAGAAGUACCAGGCUCCCGAUGACCGCUAUGACGAAGGGUUACCAACUGUGAUACAACUGAACACCUACCCAAUCUAACGAGCCAUCAUAUAUUGUUGGCGUUCUGCGGUUUCCGCAAGACAUUUUCUGUAAUUCUUUAAAAAAUCAUUCGGUUUUAAUCACAACAGGCUGAACCAUCAAUCAAUAAUUUACAAUAUAAAAACGUGCAACAAGAAAAAAAAUUAGUAAAAACAAUUAAAAACAAUUGCGGAUUUCUUAAUUAAUGACCAAGCAAAAUUUUGCAAUAAAAUUGCCAAGAUAUUUUAAACAAAGAGCUGAAAAUGAUGAAUGUGUCACGCAUCCUUCCUUUAACAGUCGAUUAAUUACUUAUUUACGAUAUAUGCUCGUGGUUCCACUUGAUGUUCAACAAUUGUGACGUCAAUUUUAUUAAUCAAUUUUACAAUCAAUUUUAUUAAAUUAAUAAUUAAUGGGAUGACAAUGUAACAGGUAGAAACAAAAAAAAUAAAGAUUUACGUUUA